Messenger RNA from Daktulosphaira vitifoliae (grape phylloxera), 1501 nucleotides. RefSeq lists its product as uncharacterized. The coding region runs from base 100 to 1389 and encodes 429 amino acids. NCBI's taxonomy places the organism in Eukaryota, Metazoa, Arthropoda, Insecta, Hemiptera, Phylloxeridae. The transcript is spliced from 2 exons. The record is from RefSeq and is a predicted model, not a curated record.
ACAUAAUUAACGUAUUGAGUUUCCUUUCGAUAGUGUAUCUGACAACUAAAUUUCAAAACGAUAAAAAAAUCAAUUUAAUUAGGUAAUAUUUAUUUGACCAUGAACAUAGCAGACAAGGUAGGAUUAUUUUUUUUAUUUAAUAUUGUACUCUUUAAACAUGGAAUCAAUGCGGAUGUUCUUGAAAUUCCAAGAGAUAUUGUAGAACAAAUCCAAAAUAUUUUAGAAAUAUUUGAAAAUUGGAUAAAAAUAUAUGAAAACCAAAUAACAGUAAACAUUGUCAAGUUCAUAGCGCAUUUCAAAGACUUCGGUAAGCGAAUCGCACGAAUAUUAAGUUUGCCAUACAACAACAAUAUUUGGUGGUUAUGGGAGCUUAGUAUACUUUCAAAUUCAGUUGAUAAACUUUAUCAGCCUUUAGAAAAUUUGGACAUAGAUGAUAAAAUUAUUAGAAUGAGUGAUAAAGCAUUUCGCAUUUCUAAAGCUAUCAGUUUAAUUAAAGACCAAAUGAAAAAUUACCUAAAAAACGAUAAAAGAGAUAAAAAAGAUAAAAAAGGUAAAGGGUUAUUAGGACUUUUGUCAUGUACUAAAACAGUUGAUAAUAAACAGCCAAUUGAAUCGAUUGAUGACAUUGACUCAAAAUUGAAUAGCCUUGAUGAAGCUAUUCAAAGAGAAUUCGGAGAAAUAGAAGAAGAUAAAGCCCAUUUUUAUACACCACAAAAUCUUUUUUUCUUUGAUAUCAUUUUGAAUAAAGAGUCUAUACGAACAAUUUUUACAAAAUGUGAAGCUAUUGAAUGGAAGAAAUACGACGAACUUUUAAUUAAAAGAUAUCAUGAAGCUAUGCAUGUAUGGAUUGAUCAAGAUAAAAAGUAUAUAAAAUUAAUAACUUAUAGAGAAACUUUACUUGAGGCUAUAAGAAUAUCUUUUUGUGUUCAUAUAAAAUUACUCAUUUCAAUCUAUUUCGGUUAUGAGUCUAAAAAUAAUAAGCAGAGUAUUCAGUAUUGGGAUGAUUUGUGGAACUCAAUCACAAGUUUAGUAAAACGAUUUAUAGAUUUUUUUCAUUUAAAUGAUGAUGAAUAUUUUAAUAAAAUACAUUUCUUUUUUAGUAAUCCUCAUUAUUGUGAAAAUAAAGGCAAUAAAAUUGAUUUAUUUAAUUUAGCAGAUGGUCGGUCCUCUUUUAAUAAUAAUUUGUAUGACGGAACAUUUUGGCCGGUAAAAUAUCAAAAUGAUCAUAUAAACAUGAAAGGUUUAAAACUCUUGGUUGAAAACAGUUUUGAGCAACUAGAAACUUAUUUGAAAAAUAUUGAAAAGUUAUUUGAAAAAUAUAACUUCGAAAUUUCUAAAAUAUUUUACAAUAAUAUUCCCAAUAAAACAUAUAUAAAGUUGUUUCAUUAAAUACAAAUGAUAUAUUAUUAAAUAAUAAUUUUUUAGGAAUAUCUUGAAAUAGAUGUGUUACAUAUUCAAUAAUUUUAUUUCAUUGUUUUAUUUUAUAAACACUAAAGUUCAU